AUGAGUGUCACAAUGUCUUCGAACCCUUCCACCGUGACCCAUGCGAGGUCUGCGCGCGGCUUUAGCGACCUUCCGCAAGAGGUGCGCAACAGGAUAUACAUGCUUGCUGCGAAUGACAAGCAGCGCCUUAUUGAGCAGCAUGUCAGCCGGCGCAGUAUCACGACAACAAGUGAAGCUUUUUGGGCGGCUCGCGGUUACUACAGCUUGACCCAGGUGUCUCGACAGACGCGGCGGGAGUUUCGCGAACUGUAUCUCAGGGAUCGUGCUAUAUCGGUGCACAUUCGUGAUGCGCAAGACUACCUGGAGACCAUCUACCCCUCGUCUGGCAAACAUGCUGUCGAUCGCAACACCAUUAUGGCCUGGCUCACGAUUCGUACUGAUGUCGAACGCCGUGGUAAAUACGAUACACCUAUCGAAAUCAGACCUCUGUUACUAAGCCUUUUCCAUACGCCUGGUCUCGACUACGAGUUUACGGGAAAGGGUGGUGCAGUCUUCAACGAAUUGUUCGUCGGUUACGAAGGAGAGUGGAAAGCCGCAGUCGACAACGUUUUCAAGAGCGUGGAGCUGAAAGAGCCGAGUGUCUUCGGAUUGAGGCUAGUACUGAAUCCCAAGAGCCAAAUGCCUUGGGUCAAGCAAUGUCCAAUUUCUGUUACGAGGUUGCCACACGUACCAGAGGAUGCUUUGGAGUGGUUCAGUGCGCUUGGACUAGAUACGGAGAAUGACAUGAUCUUCGUAAGGAGAGGUGCGCCAAAGUGGCUGCGCGGGGACUUUAUCAAGAGUUCGAAAUAG
Molecule: messenger RNA, 789 nt
Organism: Alternaria postmessia
Lineage: Eukaryota; Fungi; Ascomycota; Dothideomycetes; Pleosporales; Pleosporaceae
Exons: 2
Coding region: 1-789 (262 amino acids)
Source: RefSeq, a predicted model, not a curated record